Messenger RNA from Peronospora belbahrii, 621 nucleotides. NCBI's taxonomy places the organism in Eukaryota, Oomycota, Peronosporomycetes, Peronosporales, Peronosporaceae. The record is from the annotation of a GenBank genome assembly.
AUGGGCAGCUCCGAUAGUGAUGUUGAGGACUUCGUGGACGCUGUUCAAUACGACAAUGAAGACGAAGUAGAGGAGUUUGAGCACUUGCAGCAUCUCCGCGAUGUUUAUGAGGUUGAAAACGAUGAAUUUGAGGAUACUACUGAGACAAUAGAAGAAAUUUACGAAGAGGAAAAAUCUUCAUGGAGAUUAUCGAGCCAGCAACUAACAGUUCCUUGCGAAUGGCACUGGGAGAUGACGACAGAAGAACGCUGGAACGCUCUUUAUCCAGUAUUGAGCCUUCGGGGCGAUCUCAAUGCUUGCUUACAGCAUGUGUUCGUCAAAAGACUUGAAUGUCUGAAAGUUGAACUACAGCAUGAGGUUCUCCGAGCAAAUUCUCGCGUUUACGAGGGCAAAGCUGUUAUUAUUGGAGGUACAAUAACAGGUUGUGUGUCCAGAUUGGAGGCUAUUCGAACGACCAACCCGUUCGCAAUUUUGGCGGAGGAGGCAUCAGAAGUGAUGGAGCCUCUCCUUGUUUCAUGCUUUAGCUCAUCUACACGAAAACUGGAAAAGAUCGGAGAUCAUAUGCAGCUGCAGCCGUCCGUAAUGGGCCCGAAUCGACUUCGAGCGAGCGAACAAGAUUAA